UGUAUUAUUCAGAGUAUCUAACAACCUUAGACUUCCCUCCAACAAUGGUGGGGACACAUCUUCAUUACCUUCAUGAAAUGGCUGCGAUAUUCAAAGUCCCAACUCUUUGACCACUCCUCAUAAUCAUAAAUACCCCAAACCGUUUCUCCAAACUCCAAUGAUCAAUAAAUUUGAACAAAGUGGAUUGAUAGAGAAUUGAUCAUAUUUUGCAUUUUGAUGGGAAUCUGCUGGAGCUCUGAUGAUCGGAGCCCUCCCACCACAGGGGAGCUCUGCUCUUCAACGCCGGCGACGACAGAUACGACGAUGGCGUCGAGCGGCAGCAGCGGAUUCUGGGGGUCGAGCCCGGCCCAGACUCCGCAGAUGCUGCCGCACCCUAGUUUGAGUAUCUUUACGUUCGCCUAGCUUCGGGCGGCUACUAGAAACUUCCGGAGCGAUACAGUGGUCGGGGAGGGUGGGUUCGGGAAGGUGUAUAAAGGGUGGCUUGACGGUGGUCGCGGUUAAGAAGCUCAAUCCUGAGAGCCUCCAGGGAUUUGAGGAAUGGCAGGUUUGUUUGCACCGAUGUGGGAUAUUAUUUGUUUUCAUUUGUCAAAACUGUCCCUCGAGUCCGUACUUUAAAAAAAACUCCUAUUGGGUUAGUCAUUCAUUUUGUUUCGGUACAGAUAAUAUAUUGUUAGAUCAGUUAACGUACAAUGGUUCCAUUUAAAAAUUUGGUUAUAAGUAGAGUGGGCUAUCGCGUUUAUAUAGUUAUUCUAGUUCUCUCUUGAUUGGAGAUUUGUUUGUUUACAUUUUUCAACAUUGUCCCUCGGAACAAGAACUUUGGAGGGAUUGGACUUUUUAGACGUUAAUAUGUUGUUUGGUCCAUCAUUUUCUUUUUGUUUCAACAAAAUAUAUUGUUGGGCCACUUAAAGUUUCAGUUUAUCAUCGCGACCCACUCUAGUAUCAUGAUAGAAGGCUAUGUGGUUCCUUCUAUAAUACAAUUGAUUACAAGUGGAGUAGGUCAUGACAUAUAUAUAGUUGUUCCGGUUCUCGAUUGAUAGGAUAGAGAGGGAUUGAACUUUUUCUGCUCAAGUAUACUGUUGGAUCAUUCUUUAUUUUUUGUUUCAGCCUUAGGUCAGUUAUUGUUACGAUCCAAGUAGAAGCAUAUUUCCUUCAAAAAUUCAAUAUAAGUGGAGUAUGUCAUGUGCUGUUCCAGUUAUCUUUUAAUCGUAUGUUUGUUUGUUUUCAUUUGCGAUGAUGUGUUGAUUCUAUAUAUGUGUGUGUGUGUGCGGUCGGAGGUGAAUUUUCUCGGGAAACUGUCGCAUCGGAAUCUUGUCAAGCUGUUAGGAUGAUAGAAAUCCAUGGGUCCACAAGAUUUUCUCGGGAAACUGUCGCAUCGGAAUCUUGUCAAGCUGUUAGGAUGAUAGAAAUCCAUGGGUCCACAUCCAUGGGUCCACCCUUCAAGGUGAACCUUGGAGGGGUUGAAUUUUUUUUAAUCGAUUGGACAAUCGGCCCAAUUUUUUUUUUCAUCGGAAAUCCAUGGGUCCUUGAAGGGGUUGAUAUCCAUGGGUCCUUGAAGGGGUUGAAUUUUAUCAUGGGUCCACCCUUCAAGGUGAACCUUGGAGGGGUUGAAUUUUUUUUAAUCGAUUGGACAAUCGGCCCAAUUUUUUUUUCCAUCGGAAAUCCAUGGGUCCACCCUCCAAGGUUCAUUUUUUUUUCCAUCGGAAAUCCAUGGGUCCACCCUUCAAGGUGAAGCUUGGAGGGGUUGAAUUUUUUUUAAUUGAUUGGACAAUCGGCCCAAUUUUUUUUUCCAUCGGUUGGACCACUUGGCCCAAAUUUUUAAGUCCAGAUAUACUGCUGGGUCAGUCAUUUUUUCGGUUUCGGCCCAGAUAUACUGCUGGGUCAGUUAAAUUUGACCCACACUCGGCGACCCGCUCAGAUACUAUGAUAGAAAUCCAUGGGUUCCAUCCUAAAACCAAUUGGUGAUAGGAGGAGGGGCCCAUGAGACUUAUAUACUAGUUUCAGUUUUCUCUUGACACCGAUGUGGGACAGUUAUAUGUUAUAUUUUUAGUUUCAAUUGCCAAUAUAGGAUAGUGUUGGGAUGAGAAAGAACUGCUGCUUGUGUAUGAAUUCAUGCAGAGAGGCAGCCUUGAAAAUCAUCUAUUUGGAAGGGGUGCUGCUGUCCAGCCGCUGCCGUGGGAUACGCGGCUGAUGAUACUGAUCGGAGCAGCCAGAGACCUCGCAUUCUUGCAUGCUUCCGAUAGAAAGGUCAUCUUGCUCGACCAGUCGUACCACGCGAAAUUAUCUGACUUCGGGCUAGCAAGAAUGGGGCCGACCGCGAGCAAGUCCCAUGUUUCGCCACAGCUAAUGGGGACGUACGGCUAUGCUGCCCCGAAAUAUGUUGCCACAGGGCAUCGUCUAUAUGUGAAAAGCGACGUCUAUGGAUUUGGAUUGGUGUUGGUGGAGAUGCUGACCGGGCUACGUGCUCUCGACACCAACCGCCCGGCUAAGCAACAUAAUCGGGUGGAUUGGAUAAAGCCCAGUUUGCAGGAGAGGAGGAAGUUGAAGAGUGUUAAGAUUCACAUUUGGAGGGGCGAUAUCCUUCAAGAUCAGCACUGAAGAUAGCCUAACUUGCUCUCAAUUGUGUUGAGAGUGAGCAAAAAAACCGGCCCUCAAUGCAGGAGAUUGUUGAGACGCUCGAAGAGAUCGAGAUGGUGAGGGAACGGCCCAGGCAACCUCGGGUGCACUCUAGUUAUCGUGCGAAUGAUAGGAGUGUGCCUCAACAGCAACAACAGUAUCGUCACCAAAAUCAACCGAGGAAGGAAGCUAAACGUGCCUAUCCACUCCCACCACGCGCAUAGUUACUCUGCAUGCGCGUGGUGAGAGCGCUCUUAAUUUGUUAUCGAAUUAACCCGAUCAUAAAUAUCAGUAGAAAAUUUAAUUAGCUAGCAAAUGAGCAACAAAAUUGAUUAUUCAACAAAGAAGCAUGAUGUGUGUGAAGUAGAUUUCGAAACUGUUGAUGCGAUACAUAUGUAUAUAGCUCAAAUUGAUAUGUGUGACUGAGCAAAUUGAUUAUAUUUCGAAUACAAAACCAAAUUUUAUCUUUCACGCCAAA
Molecule: messenger RNA, 3091 nt
Organism: Salvia splendens (bonfire salvia)
Lineage: Eukaryota; Viridiplantae; Streptophyta; Magnoliopsida; Lamiales; Lamiaceae
Product: probable serine/threonine-protein kinase PIX13
Exons: 3
Coding region: 2110-2595 (161 amino acids)
Biological process (GO): protein phosphorylation
Molecular function (GO): ATP binding; protein kinase activity
Source: RefSeq, a predicted model, not a curated record